AUGGUCCCCAGGCAGGAGGAACACGCUCGGCCGCCGCCUGCACCACGUCUCUGGUCGCGACUCUCAACUCUAUCCAAACGUUCCUUCCGCUCCUUCACCUCCGACUUUGAGGCCGACGACGAACGGUCUGACACCGACUCGGAUUACGAGAGAAUGAGCGGCAGCACCAGCGACGGCUUUCCUCAUGGCCAAGGCCGUUAUCAUGGCGAAGAUACCCGCCCCACGAGCCAGAAGGAGCUCUCUGGCUGGUAUGCAUACGCCUUUGCCGCCGAAACCUAUGUCAUUUGUGGCUCCUUCAUCCCGAUUCUUCUUGAGACUCUUGCACGCGAAAACGGCGUCCUGCUGUCCGAUCGGUCAACCCCCUGCGGCACGAGCGAUUCCAAAAACAAGGCCGAUGGGCAAUGUGUUGUCUAUGUCCUGGGCAUUGAGAUCAACACGGCCAGCUUCGCCAUGUACACUUUCUCCAUUAGCGUUUUGCUCCAGGCGCUUUUGGUGGUGAGCAUUAGCAGUGCUGCCGACCACGGCAAUUCAAGAAAGAAGCUUCUGCUCACAUUCGCAUGGAUCGGGAGCUUCUCCGUCAUGGCCUACAUCUUUGUCAGCAAGAGCACCUACAUCCUGGGUGCUCUUUUGGCCAUCGUAUCCAACGUUUGUUUUGGUGCCUCCUUCGUGCUUCUCAACUCCUUCCUGCCCUUGCUGGUCCGACACCACCCCGAGGUUCUGGCGUCCGAGACUGUUCAUGCGCUGGACCUAGAACAUCCGGAUCUGGAGCCGCAGCUCCCGGAUGGGUCUCAACUGGGUGAGGAUAUCGCCGCCGUCAGUGAUAUCGAUGACCAAACGUCAGCCUUGCUUGGGAGGAAUGGACAUGGAGGGCACCCUUUGGUUCGGAAAGCCACGCACGAGGAACUCACCUCUGUCGAACUGCAGCUGUCAACUCAGAUAUCCGCCAAGGGGAUCGGUAUCGGAUACAUCGCCGGCCUAUUCGUGCAAUGUGUCGCCAUUGCCAUCUUGAUUGCCAUGAAGAACACCACCUGGUCGCAAAGGGUCGUACUGUGCAUGGCUGGCUGUUGGUGGGCGUUCUUCACGAUCCCUGCUGCCAUGUGGCUCCGCCCCAGGCCUGGUCCACCGAUGCCUCUAUCAUCGGGCAAAGGGGCUCGGGCGUGGAUGGCAUACAUCGCCAAUGCAUGGAAAUCACUGUUCAACACCGUCAGGUUGGCUGGGCGCUUGAGAGAUAUUGUUCUGUACUUGAUCGCGUGGUUCUUAUUGAGCGACGCAAUAGCAACAACAUCUUCCACGGCAAUCCUGUUCGCCAAAACCCAGCUGCACAUGAAGCCAUGGGCGUUGGGAAUGAUCAACGUCAUUUCUACUACGGCUGGUGUCAUUGGUGCGUUCAGUUGGGCAUUUGUGUCUCGCAAGUUCGACUUGAAGCCCCACCAAACCAUCCUCGUCUGCAUCGCCCUCUUCGAACUCAUACCCAUCUAUGGGCUGCUUGGAUAUUUGCCGUUUGUGCAGAGUUGGGGAGUUGUUGGAUUGCAGCAGCCAUGGGAGAUGUACCCUCUGGCCGCGGUUUACGGUCUGGUGCUGGGAGGACUAAGCUCGUAUUGCCGCAGUCUUUACGGGGAGCUCAUUCCACCAGGCUCCGAAGCUGCCUUUUACGCCUUGUAUGCCAUAACGGACAAGGGUUCAAGCUUUUUUGGGCCUGCCAUUGUUGGCGCCAUCAUCAAUUCAUCAGGAGACAUCCGGCCAGCAUUUUGGUUCCUAGCAGCCCUCGUUGGUCUUCCGGCUCCUCUCAUAUGGAGUGUAAAUGUGGAGAGGGGCAAGCGUGAGGGAGACAAACUUGCAGAGGUUAUAGAAGGGUUCAGAAGUCAACAAAGAGAAGGCGGCAGUGAAACAGAAGAGAGUGACGAGCGCCCAAUCCUGAGCGCAUACGACGACGAGGAAGAUGGUCAUAAUCACAAUCAACCCAGGGAGUACUGA
Messenger RNA from Colletotrichum higginsianum IMI 349063, 1974 nucleotides. Its product is annotated as Autophagy-like protein 22. The record is from RefSeq and is a predicted model, not a curated record. NCBI's taxonomy places the organism in Eukaryota, Fungi, Ascomycota, Sordariomycetes, Glomerellales, Glomerellaceae. Gene Ontology annotation, biological process: amino acid transmembrane export from vacuole. The transcript has 3 exons. The coding region runs from base 1 to 1974 and encodes 657 amino acids.